Messenger RNA from Pestalotiopsis fici W106-1, 1668 nucleotides. RefSeq lists its product as uncharacterized. Lineage: Eukaryota; Fungi; Ascomycota; Sordariomycetes; Amphisphaeriales; Sporocadaceae. The record is from RefSeq and is a predicted model, not a curated record. Gene Ontology annotation, molecular function: N,N-dimethylaniline monooxygenase activity; flavin adenine dinucleotide binding; NADP binding. The coding region runs from base 1 to 1668 and encodes 555 amino acids. The transcript is spliced from 3 exons.
AUGAGCUCGAAACCGGCCACAAUUGCCGUUGUCGGCACAGGCCCGGCCGGAGUAUCAGCACUCAAAAACCUUUUGGAUGAAGGCUUCGAUGUUACAGCGUUUGAGAGACGGCCAAAUGUAGGUGGUGUCUGGACGCUAUCUGAGGACCCCGACCAUGUCUCUACAAUCCACUGCACAAAAUAUCAGACUAGCAAGUUUUCUUGUCCGAUUGCUGAUUAUCCGGUUCCGGAUGACUUUCCUCUUCACGUCACGGCCCCUAUCUGGGGAAAAUACUGGCAGUCCUAUGUCCGGGACACUGGCCUCGAGGCAUACAUUGAGUUCAACAAGACGGCCACGUCUGUGAGGAGGAACCAACUCGACACCAAAUGGCUUCUCAGUUUCAAAGACGAAGAAUAUCCUCGCGAAUUUGACAAGAUUGUUUGGGCCACGGGGUGUGAUACUGUGCCCAAGAUGCCCAAGAUCCAGGGCCAGGCGCGUUUCGAAGGGCGUAUCCUUCAUUCCAUUGCCUACAACAACGCCGAAGAGUUCCAGGACCAGAAUGUCAUUGUUCUGGGUCUUGGAAAUACCGCCGCUGACAUUGCCUCAGACCUUACUUCUCAGACAGCCAAGACGUACCUGUCCCAUCGCCGAGGUGCCAAGAUUCUGCCUCGUAUCAACAAUGAGGGCAAACCUCUAGACUUUUCUUCUUCAUGGUCGGCUACAAGACUUGCCUUUUGGCUAAGCGAGUAUGUUCCAAAGACUUAUGCCAAGUUAACCGAUUGGGCCCUUAGCAAGAUGGUUGCGGCGGCCUGGGGCCCUCAGGAUCCCGCCUGGGGCUUUGAGCCUUCUCCUGGCUGUGAGGACUACUCCACGCCCGUCAUCAGUGACGAUAUUAUACCCCUGUGCCGUGCCAAGAAGAUUGAGCCAGUCGCCGCGGUCAAAGCCAUCAUUGGUCCAAAGAUGGUUCAACUUGAGAAUGGUCAACUCCUUGAUGACGUGGAUGCCAUUGUUCUCGGUACCGGAUAUGAAAAUGACUUUGGUGUUCUCAACGACGCUCUGACCUGGACCAUUAUCGACCCCAAGUUCCCGCUGCCCAAUCUGUACCAGAACGUCUUUCCGCCAGAAUACCCCGACUCUAUUGCCUGUUUGUGCUACCCCAUGGUCCCCGAGAGCGGUGGAACAAUGAGAGAUCUUACGGCCAUGGCCGUUGCCCAAAUCUGGGCCGGCAAGUCUUCUCUUCCAGAUACGCAGACCAUGUGGCAGUGGAUCUAUGAAUACCAGCCCUGGCUCACGCAUGGCCGCCAAAAGUUUACCAGUCACUACAAGGGAAAGCUCAAGCCCCAUCUCUGGCUCAAGUGGGUUCAUGAGUGCGCAGGUACCGGUCUGUACGAGAACCUUGGCUGGAGUAGUGCUGCUUGGAGUUUCUGGUGGAAAGACCGCAAGUUUUACAACAUGUGCGCCAACGGUGUCUACACUCCCCAUCUGCUUCGUCUCUUUGAUACCGGAAAACGCAAGGCCUGGGCCGGUGCCCGCGCGGCUAUUAUCAAGGUUAAUGAAGAUCGUGACGCCCUAUUGGAGGCUGUUAAGCGCAAUGUCGGUGGCGAAAUGGGUAUCGGCAAGGACGGCUCGGUCGCUUCGUCAACUACGAGCGUCAAUGUCAAGUGGUCGCCCGCUGUCACCCGGCUGUGA